This is a messenger RNA of Acanthoscelides obtectus, 593 nucleotides long. The record is from the annotation of a GenBank genome assembly. Lineage: Eukaryota; Metazoa; Arthropoda; Insecta; Coleoptera; Chrysomelidae.
CUCCAACCUCACUUGAUUUUUCCAACGGAAGUCCACGCUGUCGUUCUUUCUAAAAUCCGUAUUUCCAACUCGCAAGAUUUUUCCAUAAUUUUAUCUUCCAAUUCUUUUUUAUUGGUAGUAUUUUCCAAAAACUUGUCUUCUAAUUUGGCUGUACUUUCGUUUUUCUAAGAGAUCGGCACAAUUUUCCAGGAGCUUGUUUUCUAACUUGGUCGAAAGAUUUUGCAGCAUUAAACUUAGAUCCCCUGCACCGGUAAAAAUGAAAAUAUCCGGGUCCUCACCUUCCUCAAUCUUGACGAAGCUGCUCCUGCAAUUCCGCUUUCUAUCCAGCCGUAUCGCACUCUCUUUCCUCGACCUCUCUCUUUAAAUCGGCAAUUUUCAAAUCAACCAAUCGCGCCAUUCUUCCUUCACUGAUCGUCCGACUUAUUUUCACUAAAUGUCCUAAAAUCCACACCCCACACCUGACACCAAUGUAGCGUUUUUCUGGGUUCUUUUGGGUGUGGAUUAAAACACCAGAUUCCAAAAAAGAAAUGCACUAAUUUAUUUAACUAGAUAAAACAUUUAUAUGCACCACUAUUUAUGUCUAAUUCUUAUGU